AUGCCGUGUCCCCGUCUGCUGGCCGCGCUCUGCGGCGCGCUCUUCUGCGCCUCCGGACUCUUCGCCUUCUCCGGUGACUUCUGUGACUCCAGCCAGUGCCUACAUGGUGGGACUUGCUUGUUGAACGAGGACAGAACCCCCCCCUUCUACUGCCUCUGCCCCGAAGGCUUCACAGGCCUCCUAUGCAACGAGACGGAGCACGGUCCCUGUUUCCCAAACCCCUGCCACAAUGAUGCUGAGUGCCAGGUAACUGACGACUCCCACCGAGGGGAUGUCUUCAUCCAGUACAUCUGCAAGUGCCCUCUUGGAUACGUGGGCAUCCACUGUGAGAGCACCUGCAUCUCACCACUGGGCAUGCAGACGGGUGCCAUUGCCGACUCCCAGAUCUCUGCCUCGUCCGUGCACUUGGGCUUCAUGGGUUUGCAGCGCUGGGCCCCGGAGCUAGCCCGCCUGCACCAGACGGGCAUUGUCAACGCGUGGACAUCCAGCAACUAUGACAAAAACCCCUGGAUCCAGGUGAACCUGAUGCGGAAGAUGUGGGUGACGGGCGUGGUGACCCAGGGGGCCAGCCGCGCAGGGAGUGCUGAGUACCUGAAGACUUUUAAAGUGGCCUACAGCACCGAUGGGCGCCAAUUCCAGUUCAUCCAGGUUGCAGGGCGGUCAGGAGAUAAGAUAUUUGUGGGUAAUGUGAACAACAGCGGCCUGAAGAUUAACCUGUUUGAUACCCCCUUGGAGACGCAGUAUGUGAGACUGGUACCCAUCAUCUGCCACCGGGGCUGCACCCUCCGCUUUGAACUCCUUGGCUGUGAGUUGAAUGGAUGCACUGAACCCCUAGGCCUGAAGGAUAAUACCAUCCCCAACAAGCAGAUCACAGCCUCCAGCUACUACAAAACCUGGGGCCUGAGUGCCUUUAGCUGGUUUCCCUACUACGCACGACUGGAUAAUCAGGGCAAGUUCAACGCCUGGACCGCCCAGACCAACAGUGCCUCUGAGUGGCUGCAGAUUGACCUGGGCUCGCAGAAGCGAGUCACUGGCAUCAUCACCCAGGGUGCCCGAGACUUUGGCCACAUUCAGUAUGUGGCUGCCUACAGGGUGGCCUAUGGUGAUGAUGGUGUGACCUGGACUGAGUACAAGGACCCGGGGGCCUCGGAAAGCAAGAUUUUCCCUGGUAACAUGGACAAUAAUUCCCACAAGAAGAACAUAUUUGAGACGCCGUUCCAGGCUCGCUUUGUGCGGAUCCAGCCCGUGGCCUGGCACAACCGUAUCACCCUGCGUGUGGAGCUGCUGGGCUGUUAG
Molecule: messenger RNA, 1296 nt
Organism: Bubalus bubalis (water buffalo)
Lineage: Eukaryota; Metazoa; Chordata; Mammalia; Artiodactyla; Bovidae
Gene: MFGE8
Product: milk fat globule EGF and factor V/VIII domain containing
Source: RefSeq, marked provisional